AUGUUGUCACUAUGUUAUGUUAACAGUAUUCUCACAUUUUGUGGUCAAGGACAUAUGUGUAUCAGCAAAGAGCAGAACCAAUUGGAAAUUUACAAAUAUUCACAUGUGUCCAUGUUAUACAGGAAAACAAAAGUAGCAUUCUUUGAGUCUUGUCAAUUUAAAACUUUAUCAAGUCAGUUUCUUCUUGUGGUCUUUAUGAGUCAAAAGGAAGCAUCACUCCCACUGUUGGUACAAGUGAAGGGAAACCUCUUCUCACUCUUUUCUAAGAAUACUUUGAUUAAUUGUAAAGAUUUCAUGUUUUAA
Molecule: messenger RNA, 303 nt
Organism: Rangifer tarandus platyrhynchus (Svalbard reindeer)
Lineage: Eukaryota; Metazoa; Chordata; Mammalia; Artiodactyla; Cervidae
Source: the annotation of a GenBank genome assembly